Molecule: messenger RNA, 762 nt
Organism: Brugia pahangi
Lineage: Eukaryota; Metazoa; Nematoda; Chromadorea; Rhabditida; Onchocercidae
Source: the annotation of a GenBank genome assembly
AUGGGAAAUAUAGCAAAUAUAUCAUCACAAUUUGGUUAUUUCAUUGGUACAUAUCCAACACAAACAAUUGGUGUAGCAUUAAUACUUUGCUUUUCAAUUCUUAUCACAUUCGUAUUUCAUCCGCCAAUUAUCGAAACGGAUAUACGACACGGAUUUGUGCACCGGAACAGUCGAGCAGUUCUUGAAUUUCAGCGUUUCGCAGAAUUUUAUAAUUCCUCAUGGAUGGAUAUUGAAAUGAUGGUUAUACUGAUUCAACCAAAAUAUUCAAAUGAUAAGGUUCUCCAAAUUACACCUCAAUUAUGUGACCAGAUAAAACAACUUGAAUUACACAUUCAAUCAUUCGAAGUGCCAAAUAGUGUGAAACCAAUUAAAUAUAAUGAAUUUCGUGUACCUGGCGGUAACCUUAAUUACUUCUUCGAUGCUUUCAAGUUCGGCUAUGAUCUUUCAACUCGUCAAAAUAAAACAGAUGGAUCAGUUGUGUUGACAUACCCACAAGGAUCAAUUUUUGGUCAUCAUGUCUCUCUGGCGUCACAUUUUUUUGGAGUUAAACUUAUUGAAAAUUACACAGAAAAGGGUUUACCAACAGCAAUGGAAUCAGCUGCGACAAUUUCACUAUUUUUUAUGGUAAAAGCUCAUGGAAUUUUACAAAAAUAUCGUUUACGCCACUGGCAACUUGCAUUGAAUGAAUUGAGCGAAACCGGAAAUUAUUCCGAUUUAUUUGUUUUUUAUAUUUACGGCGACCAGGUGGACAGUAUAUCUUAA